Molecule: messenger RNA, 3150 nt
Organism: Monodelphis domestica (gray short-tailed opossum)
Lineage: Eukaryota; Metazoa; Chordata; Mammalia; Didelphimorphia; Didelphidae
Gene: GDPD4
Product: glycerophosphodiester phosphodiesterase domain containing 4
Biological process (GO): lipid metabolic process
Cellular component (GO): membrane
Molecular function (GO): glycerophosphodiester phosphodiesterase activity
Source: RefSeq, a predicted model, not a curated record
AUCCUGACACUUGGAAGGAAAGUGUGGUUAGCACCUAUGACUGACUCUAAAUAAAGAAAGAAUUCACAUCAGGAUUUGGAACAAUGAGUAAACCUAACGAUAAGAAAACCAUGAUUAAGCUUUGCCCAGAAACACCACUGCUUUCACUGCCUAAUGAGAAUAAUUCUUUUAAUCCUGCGCUGCUGAACAUGAGCAAAAUUAAGGUGGUGAAGAAGGAGUUACAGCACCGAUAUCGGCGACAUCGCAUCUUAGCUUUCCUGCAGGGCCUGUACAGCUGCCACUGGAAACGCUACCAGUGGAGAGAGAUAGAGAUAGGUGCCUGUUGCUGUUUGAGGGGAGAGCAAAUAUUUUUUACCUUCCUGUUAUUGACGUUCUGCAUAUCAUUUGUAUUUCUGUACAUGUGGCUGGAGGCAAAGAACGACUACGGCGGCUUUGACGCGUUCGUUUUCCAGUUCACAAAACAAUGGUUUUACUGGUCCUUUUUUCUGGUGAUUAUAGCCUCAAUCAUGUUUACUUACGUCUUGCUGCUCAUGAUGAUAGGUCUAUGUUUGUUAACGGAAGGGCAGCAACCUCAUCUGCACUGGAGCAACAAGAUUGGCAUCCUGCUGGUCUUGUCCAUAUGUAUCUUUGGUAUGGUGGCCGUAACUCUAUUUUAUGAGGAAAAAUGGAAAGCUGCUGAGUUAUCACUACAGAUGACUGCUCCCUACUUACAUAUCUUUGGAAUAUGCCUGAUGGUGGCUUUCUCGUGGCCCAUGGGCCUCUAUUUUGCCAAGCUGAAUGGAGCAGCUCUCGUUGAGAAAAAGCAAAGGCAGAGCGGAAACGUGAAAGACUCUAGGAAAAUAAAACGAAUUAGAGCUAUUCAGUUCAUCAGUCUUAUUUCCUUCCUGGUCGUUCUUCUCAUUAUCUACACCAUCCCCCUAGGGAUAAGUUCUCCCUGUAUCCGAGAAAACAAGACCCUGGCACGCAAACCAACUUUCAUUGGGCACAGAGGCGCACCAAUGCUGGCCCCAGAGAAUACGCAGAUGUCCUUUGAGAAAGCUAUUGAACAUGGUGCCACAGGGCUGGAGACUGAUGUCACUCUCAGUUAUGAUGGUGUGCCUUUCCUCAUGCAUGACUACACACUGAGAAGAACAACCAAUAUCCAUGAAAUCAUGCCGACUUCCUCUCACUUGCCUUCCUCUAUGUUCACUUGGCAAACCCUGGAAACCCUGAACUCAGGUCAAUGGUUCUUCAAGGCCCAGCCAUUUAAAUUCAUGGAACCACUGACAAAAGAAGAUGAACUGAAGGCAAAAAAUCAGUCGGUCAUGAAGCUAAGCAAUUUCUUGAGACUUGCAAAUAGGGAAAAUAAGCUGGUGAUAUUUGAUCUCUACCGUCCCCCAAAGAAACACCCUUACAGAGAUAAAUGGAUCAUUAGAGUAUUAGAAGUAAUACUCAAUGAAGUUGGGAUGAAAAGCCAUCUGGUCCUUUGGUUGCCAGGGCAGUUCAGGGCAGAUGUCCAAAUGAUGGCUCCAGAUUUCAAACAAGUACUGGGAACGAAGUUGCCUCUUUCUGAGCUCUUGAGAAUGAAAAUUAAUGGAUUGAACCUUGCUUACAAGGAUAUAGACAGCAAGGAUAUCAAGGAAUUUGAAAAAUAUGGCAUCUUCACCAACAUCUAUGUGAUCAAUGAGCCCUGGUUAUACUCUCUGGCCUGGUGUGCUGGGGUUCAUUCAGUCACCACCAAUACCAUCCAUAUACUGAAGAAAAUUAAACGCCCAUUCUUCUUUAUGACACCAAAAGAGUAUAUGUUAAAAUGGUUACUGCUGGACUUUAUCUCUGCCAUCGUCAUUGUGCUUGUGUUUUUUUACCACUGGUGGAGAGAGAAAGGAUGGUAUGAACUGCUUGUGAAAAAGAAAAGCCCAGUAUUUCCAAUGUCCGGGGUUACUGAUGUUGAAGAGAAUACUGAGGAGAUCCAAAAUCAAGAUGAAAACAAUGAAAAUCAGGAAGAAAUUCCAGUAUCACCAAGUCCUUCUGAUGAAAAGAACCCAGGAGAUUUUUGGGAAUCCCUCUUAGAAAUGAAAUCAAAAAACCUGAAAAUGACAAGGAGCCUCAGCACAGAGAGUGUUAUAGGAUCCAAUGAUGAAGAUAUGCCAGGAAAUACGUUUCCUACAAGCAUAAACAAAGACCAAGUGAAAGGAUCAGCGGAAGAAGAAGUACUAGAGAUGUAAUUUUUCCUUUAAGGACUGCUUUAGCUGCAUCUCAGAAAUUUUGAAAUGUCCAGCCUUUCAUUGGAGAACUCCAAAAAUGAUCCAUCCUGUGAAAAAAUUUCCAAGCCUUCUGCCCUGCAAAAGUUCUGCUAAAUCUUCUGAGUCCUGGACUUUGGCUGGGGAAGAUUCCCUGGAUGCCAUCUCUCCUUCUACGUAUAGAAAUUAGUCAGCUAGUUCUCUACCUCUUUUUCCUUGUCUCUCUCUCUAUCAGGUGGUGGUUCUUGAGGGACGGAGGGAGGGAUGUAUCUGAAGGCCAGCCAAAGAUGGUUUCCUAAGAGUACCAAGUUGCCAUCUGCUUUGGCCUUGAGCAAGAAGGGCCAGGCCAAGUUGAACUAGGUCCUUCCCAACUUCCUCCCCUAUAUUCCCCAGAAAGCUUACCAUGACAUAGAGGAGCAUGAAAAGGACAAGAGCAAGGGCCUCGCCUUCACCUCUCAUCCCACUGAAACAUCAGGCUACUGUGGACCUGGUCUGAGUGAAACCAACGACCAGGGGGGAGGUGGGCUGAAAGGAGCCUAUGAGUCCCCAGGACCCUGGUAGUCAUGACACUCCUUGACAUUCCAGGGUGCAUAGCCAGAUUUGGGGUUGAGGUAUGGGUCACUUCUGGGGUUGGAGAUAACCUAGGAAACUUGAAACACAUCAAGAUCUUCGCAGAAGAGACUAGGCGCCACUUGUACACAGUGUCCUCCAGAAGCUCAAAAUAGUUUUAGAUUGGAAUGAGACUUGUCUGCCAAGAUGACUGAUGAAGCCCCACAGGAAGAACAUCAGUGGGGAUACCUAACAACAUAAUAUAGAUUCUUAAGCAUCCCAUCUCCUGUCCCUUGUUUCUCUAUUAAAUAACUCCUGUUGAAAAGUCAGGCAUCAGCAAAUAUUGGAAGCUUCAAUAAAGGAGAAAAUGAAGCCUUCAAAA